CACAACAUCACGACGAACGACAGUCAAACGGUCUCCCGUGUGAAAAUUCGUUAAAAAUCGUCAAAAACUAAGAAAAAUAUUCAAAAUAAAAUACAAAGAAAUGCAUUAAAGCAUCUAAACAAGUGUUUCCUAUCGGAUUAAGUGUGAACAUAAAAUAUUGCAAAAUAAAAUUUGUAUUAAAAAUGCAAUAUUUUGGUGCUGUACCUGCUUCUGCUUUUACUUCUACUUCUACUGCGGCUACAUAGUUCGACCUCUGCACGCACCAUUCGUAUCGGAUUCGAUUCGCAUUCGAGUCGUUGAAUCGUUGAUCAAAUCAAACCAACCUCAACCAUCUCUUCUCCAUCUUCAUCUGCUUCUCACCAUCAUCCUCCUAGUUCAAGAAGAAGAGAAGCACACCAUCAACAGCAGCAGCUGCUGUACUUGCGAGUUGCGACAGCGACUGCGACAGCACUAACAAGGAAUUCAAGUCUUUUUUUUCUCUUUUAAUGUUAACUCACUCAAGGUUCAAAGAAAAUUUAAAAAAAAAAUUAAGUGAAAAUGAAGCCAAUUUCCAAAAUCUAAUAAAUUUUUGUGUUAAAUAUUGUAUAAAGUUUCCUGUGAAUUAAAUUCUGCUGUAGCUGCGGUGCUUAUUUAAAAAAAGAAUCAAAAAAUUCAAUAAAAUUUUAAGAAGAAAUAAAAACGGAUAACCAAAAGUGUACUCUUAUUCUUGUGUCUGCUUAAUCCUCAAACCUCAAUGUGAAAAGCGAAACAAAAGGAAAAUAAAAAUAAAAUAUUUUUCAGGUUUUUAUUGUGUGGUGAGGUGAGGUGCCCAACCGUCGUGCGUGUUGUGAGUGUAAUGAAAUGUAAUUCGUUUUAUUGCUCGUCUUUCGGAAUUGCCCUGAAUUUUCCGCGAAUGAAGAAAAUCAUUUGGGCCCCGACGAGAUUUGCCGCUUCCUAAGAAAAUUGAAAACCGCCAAUGAGUCGACGACAGUCCUUGGAUCGACCAGGAAUACUGUCUCCUCCGGGUCCGUUUUUAACACCCAGUCCGUCGCCAUCUGUUUCAGCCAGUCCACGCUUGCAGCCUUCACCAUCAAUAUCGCCAUUCCCUCAAGAUGUGUUAUUGGUAACUGGCAAUACAAUUACCAACACGACUCAGGAGCAGGAACGCAAGGCGGCGACGCCUGGCAGACGUCAAUCAAUCCACCAAUAUACAACUGGUAGUCCAAAUGCUGGCACAGUGGUAUUCCAACCAAGUCCCUCGCAAUCACCAGCGGCUGCAACAACAGUCAUUGGUGUUACGGGCAAUGAAUUCAAUACAACCCUCGUUGGAUCAAAUAAUAUUUCAUUGAAUAAGAAAGCUAAUAAACGUACAUCACAAGGAUUCACUGGCUAUGGGGGGCAGACACAAGCAAUUAAUACAUCCAAUUCGUUUGCGACAGCAAAUGUGGCUAGUAGCCCAAAAGGGCAAACGAAAAAAGCCACAAUCGUGCCCACAUCGAUAAUUCACAACAAUAGCAGUAAUUCAAAUAGUCACCAACAGCAGCAACAGCAGCAUCAGAUUCAUCAUAACAAUCAACAAAACCAUCCACAUCCGGGCAGCAGUCCUUUGACAGCGGAAAGUCCGAUAGCCAGUCCGAGUGGUAACGGUGGCAUUAAACCACCAACCCCUCAACCACCUCCGCCACAGAUGUUGCAACAAUUUCCGAUGGUCGGCGCUGCUGGCAAUCAAAUAUUUCAAUUCAUACAAUCACCACAAUUGAUUGCCGCAACACAGCAGCAACUGAUCGCACAGCAAAGCAGCCAACAGCAACAACAGAGGGGCACCGCCACAGUUCAAACGCACCAGCAACAUGCUGCCAAUCAGCAGCAACAGCAGCAGCAGCUGCAGCAACAACUGCAUCACCAGAUCAAUUUGGCAACUUCGAUGGCUCAGAGCUCGCAUCUGGCGAACAUCGUUACAUCGUCCGCUGGUGCCAGUGGAGUCCUGCACACAGUGACCCACCAAACAACCAAAUCAUCAAAAGCUCCACAGCAAAUUCUACCAAAACCUCAAUCGACGACCAAUGAUAAACUGCUAAAGGGUCAGGUCUCGCAGUCACCUCAGCUACAGCAUUCAAAUGCUGUCAACAAUGCGAACGCGACUGCGCAGUCCUCAGCUCAACAACAAAUUAUUCUGCCUACGGGGAAUCUCAACACUCAGCCUCUUUUGCUCAAUCAAAUGCCAGUCUUAGUUCAACAGAACACACCCCAGGGUGUUCAGCUUAUACUUCGGCCGCCGACUCCGCAGUUGGCAACUCCUUCUCUGGUCAUUCACAACACCCGCCCACAAUUGCAGCAGCAACAGCCGCAGCAACUCCUAAGGAUCCUCAACACGAAUGGUGCUAUGCAGCUGGCGACAACACCGACGUUCAUUGUUUCGUCGCAGGCGAAUCUCAUUCAGCAAACGGCCAAUCUUCAAACCAUCAAGACCAAUUCCACGCAGCCAGCUAUAACCCAGCUGACCGGUCUUCAUGCUGCCUUGGCCUCAGCCUCAGCGGCUCCUCGAUCUCAGCAAUUCAUAAAUAGCCACAUUCUUGGUCAGAGUGUGGCUGCGCAACUGCAGAAUCUCCAGCUUAAUGGCAACCACCUCGCUCAAAUUCAAAUGCCAAAUGGUCUCAAUGGUCAGAUACUCUCUCAGCUGCCCACCCAAUUCCAACAGAGUUUGGCCAGUUUCGGACAGCUCAAUCAGAACAUCAAUCUGAAUCAGCUGAAUAGCACAAACAUCCAGCAAAUUGCUGCCGCGGCAGCAGCAGCUGGUGCGGCAUUUCAAUCGCCACCGCCUCAGCAUGUAGGCGAGCUCCAGAUGUCGGCAACUGGAACAGUUAUACCCUCGCAAAAUAUACAAUUCUCUAGUAUAGCGUCGCCAGCGGUGACUCCCCAGCCGCAGUUAAUUCCAUCGGUGACGCCCGAACCAGCGCGAAAUCCUACCCCAGUAACUCUGCAAAAUGUGAUGUCCAGUCCUCAGCAUGCGAACAAUAACAUCAAUGUUAGCGGUACAGUUCAACAAGUACAAACUAAGACCCAUGAGAUUCCCAUUCACGAGACAAAGGUUCGCAAGACUAAACCAAGAAAGAAAAAGAACCAGCAGCAACAACAACAAGCAACACCAGUCCCUACAACGCCUUCCAUCGGAAUGAUGGCCUCCUCAACAACAGCAACAACAACAACGACUACAAUGCCUCAAAACAACACCAACAGCAGCAUGAAUGACUCAACGAACAGGAAUUCAGUUUCCUCGAACAACACGGAUACAUCUCAGCCCCCAGUGGUAACUCGUACAAAACUUGAUCUCGGUAAUGUUAUGAAAUUGUGUGGAAUUAUGGAAGACGACGACGACUUCAUGGAGUGCGAAGAUCCACCUCCGCCGCUGCAGCCACCACCACCGCAACAGCAACACCAGGAGGAACAAAAACUCUCUACACCCCAGCAACCCAACGAUAUAGUCCUAACAGUUCCCUGUCAGACCAACGAUGUUCCCAUUACGUUCUCGAUUCAGCAGCAGCAGCAACAGCAGCCCAUCAAUGAUGCUCCCAAACCGCCAGCGGAACUAAGAUUACAAGCUGGCAAUGUAGUCGAUAUGAAUGGCAUAGAACCUGGACAGAAUAUUCUAAUUAAGAUUGAUCAGAACGAACCGUAUGCGAUACGAUUUCCCACCGCAGAAGAAAUACAGCAGCAACAACAGCAGCAGCAACAGAUGCAGCCUCAAAUCCAUCUCAGCACGCAACAAGGUCAAAAAACUAUGUCAGCGAAUCAGGGGAUUACGUAUAGCUUUGCUCCGGCCCUGACAAACUCCUCAAUGACCAAUGUCACUUGCGGUAGUAAUUCUGGCCCAACUGUUGUGACGGCGAAUCAUCAACUAGCUCCGAUAUUAAGAAAUGCCGGCGGUACUAUUCAGUCGAGGAUAAAUGAAAUUCAAAAUCAAUUAAUCGCUGUGAGCGGAGCCACUGUGCAGCAGCAACACCAGAUAUUGCAACAGCAUCAGCAGCAGCAGCAACAACAGCAGCAGCAACAACAACAGCAGCAACAACAGCAGCAGCUUCAACAACAACAGCAGCAGCAACAACAACAACAGCAGCAACAGCUUCAACAACAACAGCAGCAGCAACAGCUUCAACAACAGCAACAGCAGCAAAUCCGAAGCUCAGUGAGUAAUGUUGCAUCAACAUCGACAACUUCAGUGACAUCGACAACGAGUACAGCAACCGUGACAACAACGGCGACAGUAAAGCCUCGCAGAAAGCCCGCAGUUCGUCGAAAUGGAAAAAAAGUAGAAGCUGCUCUGGCAGCUGCAAAUGCGGCAGCGGCGGCUGCCCAAGCAGCAGCAGCAGUCGCAGCGGCAUCAUCGACAAAUGCACAUACAACAACGACAACAACUGUUACCGCACCUAACACCACCAAUAAUAAUAAUAAUCAAAGCCUAAUGACGUCCGUAGGUCAAGUUCCUAGCCAAAUUGGCAACAUUCAAAUAUCACAGGUUGAUACGACAAAAACAACAGGCCAAAAUCAACCCCCUGUUGCUGGGACAGUUGAGAAUAAAAUCCAAAUAAUGCCGAUUCUCGACAACGCUGGCGUUAAAAUAGGAAGUCACACUCAGUCCACUACCACACAGCAACAGCAAAUCCACAAUCAUCACCCACCGCAACAACAGCAACAAAUUGUGUUCAAUCAACAGCAACAACAACAAAUCCUACAGCAAGUUCAACAACACCAACAACAGCAACAACAACAGCAGCAGCAGCAACAACAACAACAACAGCAGCAGCAACAAGAAUCAAGUGCCAAAGCAGCAGCAGCAGCAGCUAUUGAAACAGCCAAUGCAAAUAACAGACAAAUAGUGUCACAACAAGUUCCACAAAUCACAGGCAGCGUCUCGACAGCUGUUUCGGCUUUAAUUCCACAAUUGACUGGAAGUCUAAGUCUGGCUUUUACAGAGCACUGUGAACGGCUUCUAUUGCGACAUGAUCCUAAUUCACCGCAGGAUCAACAGUCGCAGUGGAUUUUGCAGGCUCUCCUCAAAGGCGCCCUACCUAAUCUGACAAUAGUAAACGAACCGUCUGGAGUUGGUGGAAGUACACUGGACAAAAGUAAGAUUACCCCAUUCGUCAUGGCUGGGAAUCCAACGUUGAAACAAAACAGCAACAACCAACAAACGGCCACCGGGACGAUGACGAAAACUAAGUCUGGUGGAAUGCAACUGCAGAUAAACAUCCAACAGCAGCAACAGUCUUCAUCUCAGCAGACUGUGCAUUCAGUUGAACCGAAGAAAGUGUCGGAGAGUAAAUCGAACAGCAAAAGCUCUCAACACAAGAAUCAGCUUCAACAACAACAACAACAACAACAACAGAUUCAAUCCCAAAACACAUUAAUUCAACAGCAAAAUCAUCAACACCAACAGCAGCAAACACAGGGACAGCAGCAGCAGCAACAACAACAACAGCAGAACCAACUGCAACAACAACAAAAGCAAAACUCAUUCAUAGUUAAUCAAAAUAACCAGAAAUUUGUGUCCCUUCCCAAAUUGGAAUCCAAUCAGCAGCUCUUUUGUCUCAACACCAUCACCAACCAAAUCACUCAAAUUAAUCCCGGUCAGACGACGGCUUCCCUCGAUCCCAUGGAAAGAUUGUUAAUUGCUCCGGCGGGUAUAAAUGCGCAACAGCUUGCCCAGUGCCUGUCUCAGGGUCAGAUUCAUUUCGAUAAUGUGAAUUCGAACAAUCCAACGCAACAACAGCAAACGACAACAUCAACGUCGUCAACCCCGGUCGCCUCAACGGCUCCAGUGCCACGUAUUCAGCAGCAGCAAAUUGUCCAUCCGCAGCAACAUCAACCAAUUCAACCUCUACAACAGCCAACUCAAGCUCCACCAGCUAAACAGGUUGCAAAUGUCGCACCAAUAAUCGACCAGAGUAAGGCAAAAAUGGAACCAAAGCCGAAGAAGACAAAGCCCCGCAAACCAAAGAUCUGCCUGGAGCCAAACACCGCACCGCCGAAGAAUGCCGUAAAGCCAAUGCCCAAAGUGGAUUUAUCAGUCAAACCAAACACAAAUCCUGUGCAGAUAGUUCAGCCCAAUGUCGCCAAAUCCACCACAAUGAUUCAUCCAUUUCAAAGUCAAUCGUCGACGGGUACAAAGCUAAUUGGCGUAACGGCUCCUAUGCAACAACAACAACAUCGAAACAACAGCAGUGUCAAUAUGAACAACUCCAACAACCAGUGCAAUAGCAACUCAAACAAUAGCAACACUAACGAUAGCAAUAUUAGUAAUACAAACCUCAUCAAUCAGGGUCCAGCUACAUCAUCACCGCCACACCUUCAAAAUCAACAACAUCUCCAACAACAAGGAUCGUCUUUGUCCUUGUCUGGUGGAAGUUCUGCGACGUCAACGCUGCAGACGCAAAAUAUACAAGCAAUGCCAAUGACAAAUAUGAAUUCAGCUGGGCUGAAUACGAAUUCAGCUUUGCAAAACAACAACCAAAUGCAACCGCAAUUGAUGCAACAACAACAGCUGCAGCAGCAACAGCCACAGCUACAGCAAACAACAACAGUAUCGCGUGUUCAGACAAUUCAGCUAACCCCUGAACAACAACAGUUGCUAAAAACCGUUCAAAUGCAUAUUCAGCAGUUGUCAGCAAAAAUGCAAAACAAAUCCUUGCUCUCGACGUUGAAUAUACCAACAGAUUUGGAUACGCACAAUCCCAUCUAUAGUAAACCACUGCCAUCUUUGAAUAAUCUGCAAAACAUGACCGACUCGGAGAUCUACACAGCUCUGCAGGGGCUCUUCAUUGAACAACAGAGAAUUCUGGCGUCGGGAAAGUUAAUUCCAACGCCGGGCAAUUUUGUUUCAGGUCAAAAUGGAAGUUUGACACUGAUUCAACAACCGACAUUCUCAAUUCAGCAGCAGCAGCAACAACAACAACAGCAGCAGCAACAACAACAGCAUCAGCAGCAACUGCAGUCUCAACCGCCACCAUUGACAACAGUAACUUCUGAGUUGCCGCAAAAGAUUGUAGGGAAUUUUGAGAGCAAAGUGACUUCGACAAGUUCAACAGCACAUAAUAUUGGAAUAGUCCGUUCGGAAGGACAAACUAUACCAGCGAAUAUUGUUCAGCCGAAUAAUCACAAUACCACCGUGAUUCCAUCAUCAUCAUCAUCGUCGUCGUCGAAUCCAUCAUCCUCCUCCUCAUCGACUCAGAGGAUACACAUCUAUCCUAUGCAGCACCAUCAACAACAACAGCAGCAGCAGCAGAGUAAACAAAAACAACAUAUUCAGCAGAAGCAGCAAAUCAGCAUACAAACCCAACAUCCCCAGAAGCAACAACAGCAUGUGAUAUCGAUAUCAAAAGAUGGCAAGCACACAAUUACCAUUCCACAUCCCCAGCAACAACAACAGCAACAGCAGCAGCAGCAACAAUUCAUUCAAAUAACAAAACAGCCGCUGCUUACUCAGUCGAGUGUAAUUCAGCAACAUCUAAAUCUCAAUCUCAGUCAAGCCAAUGAAAUGCCAAAAACCAUCACUGCAACAACAUCGACUACAGUACAAAUGAAUUCGGUGGUCAGCACCAAAAUGGAGACCGACUCGAAGACAAUCAUUCAGCCGGUGAUUCAGCAGAAACAACAUCUUCAUAUCCAACAACAGCAGCAGCAGCAACAAUUUCAAAAUCAAUCUCUACAACAACAGCAGCAGCAGCAACAACAACAACAACAGCAACUGCAACUUCAACCUCAACAGCAGCAACCACAACAGCAGCAGCAGCAGCAGCAACAACAACCGAAUUGUAGCUUGAUUCCACUGACUCAAAGUAUAACAAUCUCACCAGUGUCCUCGACGACCACCACCACGUCCACCACAACAACAUCCAUAUCAUGUGCGAGUACGGUGCCAAUUGAGAGUCCCAAACCGAAAGUUGCCCGCCUAUCUUUAUUUAUUCGUCAGUUGGAAGUUGAUCAGCAUGGAUGCCUCAAUCCUGAUUAUGUUAAUCCAUUUCAGAGUAAGGAGGAGGCUGUUAAAAGGCUCGUUCGAUAUCAUUGCAUGUAUGAAAAUGAUGAGGAAAUACCCAGUGAAGAGGAAUUGGAAUUUGAGAAUACUGCAAUGCAAUUGGAGGAUAAAUUCAAUGAUAUAGCUGCAAAGUACAAGAAACUGCUUCUCUUUGAUUCAGUGCGCCAUCAUAGUACCUCUGAGAUGUGCCAAAUCAAUCAUUUACUUGUCAAGGAUCUGCAACAAGAGCUACUCGAUAUGCGUGCCGAAGCGUUUCCCCAGAACCAACAUAAUCCAUUCACGCACAGCAACAGCAUCAUAUCUAAUCCUCUGAGUGCUGUUAGCAGUUUUAAGCCAAUCAAACGUGAAUUUGAUAACCAAUCAAACGAUUCUAGUCGCUCCACUCCUAUCCAACAUCAACUCCAACAACAGCAACAAUCACAUCACAAUUCAAGUCAAUGGAAACAGCAUUUCGAGCUUAUCAGUAGCAAUAGCAGUUGCAGCAGCAACAGCCAAGUAAAGAAUGAAGUCAAAUCGGAACCAUCUGAGUAUGGUGGUAGUGGCGGUGGUGGCGAUGGUGGUAAUUCGAAACUGAACUUCCAGCGUCGCCUCACGCCAGUUCUAAGCAAUUCGACAAGCAACGGUUUGCAGUCACCAUUCCUCAAACAAUACUGCAACAUGAGCAUCAUCAAAAAGGACGACAAGGAUCAGGUGUUCUAUCCCUGCAGUAAGAUGACUGCGUCGUCGGCCAGUUUGCAUUUCAACGGAAUCAAAAAGGACGAGGAUGAUGUGAAGAAGGAGUACAUCGAGAACUUCGACAUUGAGUCGGAGAUCACGCCUAGUUUCAUUAUGAAGAAGGGUCACCAAAUCAUGCAGCAACAAACUGCAAAUCAAUCCUUGCACAUGCAGAAUACCCUCACCAGCGUACUGUCGUCAUCGUCGUCAUCGUGUGCCUUCAACAAUCUCAAACUAAACAACCGUGGAGAAAUGCCGUUGAGUGACCUGCGGGCAGACUUUCAGGUCAGUUGCUUUGCAGCUGCCACUGUGGGAAAUUCUGAGAGUGGUGCGUUCAAUAAUGGCAACUCCACAUUUGAACCGGACAAAAAGCAGGAAUCCUGCGACGAAUGGUUGUGCAUCCAGAAGGAACUGAAUUUAAUAACCGAGAAGAAGUCAGAGCAACAACUUCAAGCUUCGCGAGCUGGUAGCUCAGCAGCACAGCUGGUCGAUAUCUUCGAGAACGCCACAAGUCCCAAGGACUUAUCCGAGCUAUUCGAAAACGGUAAAGAUCAGCAGGAGGGCGCCCACAGCAUUGAACACCUCUCGGAAUUCUUCAAUCCCGAAUCAGUGAGCAAUAAAUCGGUUGAGAACCGUUUGGAAGCGAUGUUUGGCGAGUCACCGGUUGUCGAUAAAGGCGAGACCACCCAGGACAUGGUUGAGUCUGGCCUUGAGGAGCUGUUCAGUGAAUCACAAUCACCAGCAGCAUCCACGAAUUGCAAUGUCAUUCACACCUCGCAAAACUUUAACCCAGUUACUGUGGUCGGAAGUGAGAGCUCCUCAGGUAUUCCCUCGGAUAAAACUCGUUCGUGGACUGGAGAGUUGAUUGCACCGGCUGCUAGUUCAUCACCAUAUCUCCAAGGAAGUGCCACUCGGCGAGUGCAAACUCAGCCGAGCUCUUGCAAUUUCGUGGAACAACAACAAACCCACCAGAUUCAAAUGUCCAACAAUCCCCAAUGGAUGCAAACGAUGGAGGCUCAAUUCCAUGAGUUUAUGUCUUCGUCAGUGCAAGACCAGCAAAUUAUGGUUAAUGGUGGAGGUGGAGAUCCAUCCGAUGGGCGCAAGCGCCAGUGGAACGGAGAUCUACUUGACCAAGCUCACCAGGAAAUCAAAAAGAUGUGCUUCACUGUGGGACCAAAGACGGACGACCAGCAGCUGGUCGAUCCGGACCUACUCAGCCUGCAUGAUCCCACCGCAGAAUUGAUCCGACACGCUGUCAGCAUGCAACACAAUUCGGUUAUGAAUGUGGAGAACGGCCCUGGAGGCUUUCAGCAAAUGCUCAAUCUCCACCAGCAGCAACAGCAACAACAGCAGCAAUUCCAUCGUCAUCACCUGCAGCAAAUGCAUCACUCACAAAUGCACGGCGUUGGUCUCUUGGACGCCAUGGGUAUGGGUGUUGCUGGUCAAGCGAACCUCAGUGGAGGCAGUAGUGGAAGUUUGUCUUCGAAUUUCGACGAUGACAUCAGCCGACACGUACAAAAUGCCAUCGAUAGUAUAUUGAACUUGCAAAACAGCGAAGGAGACUCGCUAACUUUCUCAUUGGACCAUUCCAUGGGAUCGUUUCUUAGCGAGAGCAUGCUCGAACACAGUCAACACCAUCAGAGUUCGGGGGCUCUUAACUCACACUGUGCUUUAACUAGCAGUGGUGUUCAGGAUCCAUCGGACUGCAUGAUCAGUGGCGGAGGACCCAAUGCCACCGGUGACAACAGCAACAUGAUGGUGGACUCUCCGUCAUCAUCUGUGAUGUCCGGUUCGACUAAUGGCGGAAGUGGUGGCAGAACUGAUGCAGGAACAACUAGUAACAACGUUAAUGAAGUCACAGAUUUUAGCUGUGUAGGUGGUAUGGACGAUGCUGUAAAGUCGAUUAUGACAUCUUGACAGAUGUCAGCUGCCAAUGUGAUAAUGGAAUUCAAUGCUGCUGCACUUUGAAUAUGAAAAAUGAAAGCGUCCAACAACAACAACAACAAGGGUAUAAAAUAAAUGGGUUGUUUUAUUUUUUAAAUUUAAUUUAACAUUAUUUUUAAAUUUUAUAUUAUUAUUUAAGUUUUAACAUAUAAUAAUGCCUCUUAAAAUUAUUUAAUAGAGAGGUAAGGGUGUCGUCCGUCUUCUUAGAAAACAAAGACAAAAAUAAAAACAAAAAGUUUCGACUUAACUUUCUAACAAUCUCUGUGUUCAUAUAACAUUUUGUAUUCAUUCUUAAUAAUUGCAUUCCUUGCUGUUUCUUUUUUUUUAAAUCAGUUUCUUAACGUGAAGUUGAAAGAAAAAGAGCAGUGUUUUUUUGUUUUGAGUCCAUAUCGAGGUGUUGUUAAAAAAGAUGUUAGUCAAAAAUGUAUAGGGAAAAAAUUGCAUGUUUUAGAUCUCUGGUUAUAACUUCUUUAUACAUAGGAAGAGUCACACUGUAUAAAUUAAUUCAUUUCAGAUUGGGGUAGAAAUAUUUAAACGUGAAAAACUCUUAGGUAGUCAAUAUAAUGUAACCGUUGCAACUUUUUAAAAGAAGUUCAAAUAACAAUAAAAUGCUUUGGAAGAUUAUUAAUUUCGGCUCAAUCUCUGACAUGACUCACACACAGGAAUUGUUGAGACUUGUAAGCCACUCGGCCCAGGUUCUCUAUGGACUGUUGCGGCACCAAAGACUUGAAUCUACUCAGUCCAUGUUCUCUAGGACUGUUGCGUCACCUAAUAUAUUUAUUUUAAAAGGAUUUUAGAGAAAAAAUAUGAAUUUUUUCUACAGCUAUUUUAGUCAUAGUUACUAAAGUGGAAUGUCACUACUUCGUUAAUUCAUGUGCUAGGUAAUAAAAAAAUAAAUGUAAUGUUUUAAAAAUGCUCAAAAUCGGAUUCUGAAACGUGUAAUUUUGUUUCUUUAGAAACGAACUGAAACUGAUUUAUCACACCAAUAUAUUGUCUAAAGUGGGACGAUGGACUUCUGAAAUUUUUUCCGAUCUGGGGUUCUAACUGAACGCGCGCCUUUUGAUUCUGAAGAUUUUUGCGAUCUUAUAUAAUAUUAUUAUACUAGAUACAGCAAUGGCCAAAAUAAUAACAACACUUACAGUAGGCAAAUAUUAAAAAAUAUUAGUGGUAACAUAAUAAUAGCAACACUUGAUUAAUUUAACACAACAUCACAAUUUGAUAACCAAUGCUUUUUUUAAUUUAUUAGCAAUGAAUAUUAAAUAUUUCGUUGAAAACCCUUUAUUUUUCAACACUGCAUCCAUUCGAUUUGGCAUAGAGUCUACCAACUUCUUGCACUUUUCUUGUGGAAUCGAAUACCACAAUUCUUGGUAGGUUUAUGCUUACUAACCUCAACCUUCAGUUCAUUUCAGAGGUUCUCAAUGGGAUUUAGAUCCGUUGAUUGAGAAGGCCACUCCAUUAAGUUCAAUUUGUUUUGCUGACACCAGAGCUUUGUUGAUUUUUCCGUAAGUUUAGGGUCGUUGUGUUGUUGGAAAUGCUAUUUAAGUGGCAUAUUUUCGUCAGCCUAUAAGGAAUAUUGGACCAACGCCUUCCAAAAAAAAAACAACCCCAUAACAUUAAGCUGCCACCUCCAUGCUUCACGGUUGGUUUUGUGUAAGGAGCGUUGCUAUUAUUUUGGCCAUGGAUGUAACUAUGUUUCAAUGUAAUCCAUUUUCAAGAAAACUAAAAUUUGGCAUUUGAGUACAUAAUCAUGUGAAUGCCUCUUAUGUAGAUUUAAAUUUUAAAUGGAGAAGCGAAUGUUUCAGCUUUUGAAAAUCACUAUCGUGUCAGGCAUUACUCUUUUAAACCCGUAGACAAAGAAAUAUGUUACGAGUGGCCGUACUGAAUUAUGCCUAAUCGUAGGCAGCACGUACUAACGGGGUGGAAUGCGUAGGUAAUCAUUAACCAGGGUCUAUUCUGUAAGUUUAGUUCCAUCGUUAAACCUUCUGAAGCUGGCGUAUGUCCCUAUUAACACUCUUGUAGAUAUCAGAGCGAGAUGUGAGUUUUUCAGUACUUUUAGGUCAAAUAGUUGUUGAUAACUAUUUUUAGACCAGAUUCAGCGCCAGUUAAGAGUGGUAGAUGUGAAGGCCACUUCCUCUACCUCAAGUAGUGUUGAUAGUUCAUUGCGAAUUGUACUGGUGUUAUAUUUACUUGCUUUUGUGAGGUGUGCCAUUUCCAGAGAGUACGAAUCGGUUAUGACUUGCGCGUCAAAUUAAGUUAAAUCUUUUACGUAAGGCAAAAAGGAUUUAAAUCAAAAAUCGGCCACACUGACAAAUAUGAUUUUUGUCUGUCUUAUUGUCUAAGAAUUAUAUGUUUUUAUUUUUGGUCAAUGUUCUGUUAAAUUUGCAGUUUCUCCUACAAUGGACCUUUUUAACACACCUCACAAGUGUUCGAUGGGGUUAAGAUCUGGGGAUUGCGGUGGCCAUGUCAACAUUGUUUAGCCGUGGUCUGUUAAACAUUUUUGGGUGAUCUUGGCACUAUGCCAUUGUCUUGCUGGAAGACAAUGUCCGAAGCUUCAACACCGAAUUUUACCAGCGAUUCAAUCAAAUAACAAUUCAAAAUCUCAAUAUAAGAUGAUAACGUCAUACGUCCUUGAAUAUUGUGUAUACUUCCCACUCCUCUCGCCAUCAAACAUCCCCAGAUCAGAACGGAUCUCCCACCGAACUUCAGAGUAGGUUUAACGUGGUGUUUUCCAUACCCACUCUCUUCCAUCCGAGCCCACACGGUUAAUUUUGCUCUCAUCCGACCAAAACACUCUCGCCCAGUUAUCCAUUGUCCAAGAAGAAUAUUUUCUUGCGAGUUCCAGCCUCAAUUUUUAGUGUCGUUUAGUUAGAAGUGGUUUUUUUACUUCGGCUCUUCCUUCCUGCGAACUGUUCCCGCUGAAAUGCGAAUGUUUUGGUCUUGGUCCAGAGCUUGCUUGAUUUGAACAGCAUUUUGAAAUUUGUUCAUUCUUAAAUCUUGAACAAAAUUCCGUCCUUCGACCGAAGACAAGAUUCGCUUUCGCCCAACUUUGUUUUUGCGGGGUAAAUUUUCGAGGUUUUGCCGAAUUUUACUGAUUAGGUCAUUUCCGUAAUUUUUCGGUGUGGUACUCCUUUGCUCAAAAAUUCUUGUUAUUUUUAUUAUUUUAUUGUUCGAUCCCAUCAUAAGAAAUCUGAAUCAACAACAUUUUCACUUAAUUAAUUAACCAAACUAAGCACUGAAUAUUAAUGAACUCUUACUUCACUUUUUUUUAUUAAAUUAAGAUCAAUAAAUAAGAAAUAGAGUCUUUACGAUCUAACUCACAAAAAUGAUCACGAUGCAACAGUCGGUCAUAUAGUAAAACUUACUUUUGAGUAAAGGAUAAUAAAAACCGUUAUAAACUGUUAGAAGAGAAAAUUAUGUAAGGAAUAAAUUACCUUACAAUAAGAAAACAAUUAAAAUGAGAGCAAUUAAAGAGAAUUUGUAUUUUGUUUAUGAUAAGCGUGACUAAUUUUGUGAUUCACUGUAUGUAUUUAAAAGCUACGCAUAGUCCAAAAAGUCUCCGUAUAGCAGUCUAAUUUUAGGGUUUUUUUUUUUGAAAAAAAAGUACUAGGAAUAAAUGUAAAAACCAAAGUGGUAACAUUUAAAAAAAAACAGUUUCCAUCUUAACCUUUUUAUCAAAUUUUAAAAAAUUGUGAUUGAUUUUCAAAAUACUUGUUUUUAACAUAUUGUUAUAUUAAAUAUUUUAUCUCAGAAUCAACAAAAGGAAAGCUGCUGUACGGAUACUUUUCGGACUAUGUGCAUAUAUGUAUGUAUUGGAUUAUUUCUGAACACAGAACUUAUAACAGAUUCGAAUUGAGGACAAUUUAAUUCAUUUAAAAAAAAUUGCCUUGUUUGUGAGACAGACAAAAAUCUGAAUACUUUUUAAAAUGUUUUUCCACUUUCAAGAUAUCUCAUAAUCUUAAGUAGGAUCAGGUUUGAUUACUUAAUUAAAUGCUUAAUUACAGUUCAUUAGAAAUUUUCUAAAAAUCCAAAUGUAUUUUCAAAAAUUCGGAAGUUCAAUACAACUUAAUGACUCUUCAUAGUUUAAUCACACAUUGAGCUUGUGGACGAGAAUUCAAUUAAUAGGAGUAACAUUAAAUAUCUUCUUAAAAAUAGUAUUCUUGGUGUGAUGGUUAUUGCGACGGACUUUUUAACUAGAUGUCUUGGAUUAAUUUCUUGGCUGUGCCAUCUAAAGUGUUUUGUGCACUGAUACUGCUUCUUGCGAGGAAUUGGUCGCAUUCACAAAGCUAGUGGCUACGUAGUCAAAAUUCAACUAGCUUUUUUGAAUGCAAAACUACACUACAAAGCUAGUGAAUUUGGAACUGUCAUAUUAUUGACAAAUGCAAAUAUAUAAAAUAAGAAACAUUUUUUAUCUUUCGUGUUUUUAAAUUCAAUAAAAUCAAAUUAAAGACACAAUUUGAUAGAUUUAUAUUUGUAUUUAAAUACUGCACGAUUUAUUUCAUUUUGAAUUCGUGUAGUUUACCGAGCAGCUGAUUGUGAAACUUCAAAAUCAUUCUCCACUAACUUUGUAGCCGAAUUUUUUUUACUACGUCGAAGGGGAAAUUCCAACUACUUUUGUAGUUAGGUUUAGCCAAUCAGAAUCCCUUGACUACGUAGCCACUAGCUUUGUGAAUGCGACAAUUGACAAAUGUUCCAAGUGUAAUUCUUGUCAAAAAAAGUGCUUUCUGACAUACACUUGUGCUCAUGCAUUUAGGCCACUCUAGUGAAAAAAUGUAUUUAUUCAAGGAAAGGUUCGAGGCAUGAUCAUUUUAAAACUUAUUGUAUUUAUUAAAUAAAUAAUUCAUAAUUUAAGUCUCUUAAAUAACUGCGAGUUCAGAUUCUCUGCUCGAUAAUCAUUAAUUUAGUCAACACAUACUCGUAACUAAGCCAUCUGCAAUUAAGAAUCAAUGCCAAAGAUAUGUUUCACCUUUAUUAAAGCUAAUAUUUCGUUGGAUAUCCUUUUUGUCGUAUAACUUAAGACAUCUGUUGGUCAUUGUACCAACUAAAGCCGCACAUUAAGAGGGUGUUAUUUUAUUCCACACCUGUUGGAUAAUUUCCCACAAAGAGCUCCUAUUCAUGGGUUUUCUUGCUGCCACUGCCUUUUUUAUAAUACCCCAUAUAUUUUCUAUGGGGUUUAAAUCGGGGCUCUGAGCUGGCCAUUACAUAACAUUUAAUUUAACGACCCAGGAGCAAUGCCCUGUACAUCUCGCCAGUAAUUUUUCCACUUACCUGUACAAUUGGGCCAACGCCGGAUGCAGUGAAACAUCCCCAGACCAUUACAGAAGACCCUCCUAGUUUUACGGUUUUUUUUUUGUGUAUUUUGGAUCUAAUUCCUUUAAUAGUGGACGUCUUACAUAUGGUCUACCAUCGUUUCCAAACACUUUAAUUUUGAUUCAUCACUCCAAACCACCAAAUUCCAGAAUCGAGAACUUUUUUAAAAAUUAUCUUUGGUAAAUUUCAGUCUUCGAGAAGUAUCCUUUUUUGACAGGUUCGGUUUUCGCCUGUUGAUUCGUUCAUUCAAGUUUUUUUCCUUAAAGCGUUUUCGGAUCGUUUGUGCUGAUAGCACGACGUUGUUAUUUUCUUCCAUUUGUGCUCUUAUUUGAGUUGAAGUUAGAAAAGGGUCUUUCUUGCUAAGCCUGUCAUCAGCAGGAGUGGUUUUUCGUGAUCUUUUUCAGGAUGAAUUCUCAAAAGUAUUAUUUUGUUUGUAAAUAAGCAAGUGCAUUUCUUACUAUGCCCCGAGGAAAACCUAGUGUUUGGGUUACUUUUAAAAUAUUUGUCUCCUUUUGGAAGCACUCCCAAAUUUUUUGCCUCCCAGUUGGGUUGGAACUUUUAUUUUUCCCCAUUUUAAUGAAAAUGUUAUGAAUUUAAGGUUUACAUACACUAAAAAAAAUAAUUUAAUUAAUUUAUGAAAGAAAGUCGAUCCAAAAACUAUUUUUUACCACAAUUUAAAAAAAGACUUAAUUAUAUGAGCACUCUAAUCGACUGUUUUUUAUAAAUGAUUUGAAAUAAAUGACAAGGCUUUGCUUACAACCUUACCUUGUCAUGUGAUUCUUAAAGUAAGAUAACGGAAUUUGUUAACUGUUAUGGUCCAAUCAGUAUAAGAGUUGCAGGAAACUAAUAUUUUUAGUUGCAUCGUGUGAUUAUUGAUGUAGCUUAAUUGUGUGGGCACAAGUGUAAUUCGUUAAGAUUUGGCAUCAAAACGAAGGUCCCCUCUAUCCUCCCUGACAUGACGCACUCAAAGAAAUAAUUGAGAGUUGUAAGUCACUAGACCCUAUUUCCCAUAAAAACAAAAUAUCUUAUCUUAGAAGUGUGUAAUUACCAUUUGAGUACGUUCUUUGUACUUCCAUUACCUGCGUUAACUAUCGCCUUAGGCUAUCAUGCAACAACAUUCUCUAUUUGUCUUGUUGGCACUACAUUUAAUCUUCUUGGAACCUUAAAGCAGUUAAAGAGACACCGUAUGGACUCCUAUUUCAAAUGUUCUUCUUUUUUUAACUCAGUUCCUUCAGAUUUUAAGUUUGAAACUUAAUGAUUUAAGGUUUUUUUUUGCUAAAGCGCUUCACUUAUGGACUCAAAAUUAUAUUUUUAAAAAACAAAUACCGUAUAGUUAAUUAUUAUUUUAACAGCAAAACAACCCCAAAUUCUCUGACGUUAUUACAAAACCCAUAAUCAUACUCAUCAAUAACAAUAAUAACAACAACAACACCAAAGCACGCAAUCAAAUGAAACUUAAAUAGUGGCGAAUUAUUGAAUUUCAAACAAUCCAAUUAUCUGUAAAAAAAUAAAAUAUGUAAUGUAAAUAAUGUAGUAGGUGUAUGUAUGUAAAACCACGACGUGACUGUUUUCUUUUCUUUUAUAUUUUUAUAAACAUUGAUUUUUCCAAAAAAACAAAAAAACAAAAACUCAAAAACACAUAACAAAGACCAGUUCAAAACAAACUUACAAAAAGAUUAAAAAAACAACCAAUCGUUCUCUAAUUUUAAAACACAAAAAAAGGUAAGAAAGAACAAAAAAGAAAAAAAAACCCAUAAUUUAAAUAUUUCUAUAAUGUUUAUAAUAAUAGUAAACCAUACCAAAACGGAAAAAAUACAUAAUCUUGUAAAUAUUGAGAUCGAAAAUACUUUAAAUGAUCUCUUUUUUUUGAAAAUAAAAACAAAAAAACAACAAAACCUAAAAAACUUAUAUGUAUUUUUAAAAAAUUUAACUCACAUUUUCAAGUACUUUAAAUUACUUGAGAAUUGUACUACAAACAAAAUAUAAAAAUAUACAUAAACAUACUUCAAAUUAUUCACAAUGUUUCUCAAAAAAUUUAAAAAAUUAUAAAAAAAAUCAAAAAAAAAAACAAAAAAAAUUGCAAUAAAUCAGAAUUUUCUAUCAAAAGUAGAAACCUAAUACAAACAAAUCGAUUGCCGUAAAAUUAAUAACAAAUAAAAGUCGAAGUUUUUAUCAAUGUGGACAAAAAUUAUCAUAACUACGUAAUUUUUUUUAAAUUAA
Molecule: messenger RNA, 18193 nt
Organism: Eupeodes corollae
Lineage: Eukaryota; Metazoa; Arthropoda; Insecta; Diptera; Syrphidae
Gene: Bicra
Exons: 8
Coding region: 956-10639 (3227 amino acids)
Source: RefSeq, a predicted model, not a curated record